AGAAGAUGCGUUUUUUCCUUCUGAUCGCUGCAAUGCGGACUUCCCGUGGCACAAUUUCCACAAAGGAACACUUCAACGAGCCUUGUUCUCAGAUCCAACAGUUGACUCUAAUUCUUGUUUUGUAAGGGAACGCUCGAGGAUCCAAGUAUAUAUCUCAUCCAAACCUCUAUCUACCGGCAUAGUCUGGGCCAUGGACACACCGCAGCAUCGAGAGGAGAGGGUGAAGGAUUCUACCGAAGACCAGGCUUCUUCUCCUCCGCCUCCACCUUCAUCAGCGGCAGCUUCCCCUUCUCACGAGUUCUCCUUCACCAUCUCCUUCCAGCCUCCUUUGAGCUCAGCAGCCGACACCCUCAAGAACGGCAACAGGUCCACGCCCGCUUCCUUGGUCGACUUCGCCCCCGCCGACGACAUCUUCCUCCAUGGCCACCUCCUCCCCCUCCACCUGCUCUCACACCCGGCCAGCCCUCCCCGCCCCUCCGACAUCACCUUCGAGAACAUGAGCCUCCCCCUCGAGCACGUCGACAGCGAACGGAGCCUGAGGUACCACGCCGACGAUCACCACCAGCACGACGACACCGGCAAGAACAAGGAGCGAGCUAAAGCCAAGACCUUCUCUUCCUUCUUCGGCCUCGGGAAGCUGCGGAAAAGGUAUGAGCAAAACGGAGAGAAGGAGGAGGACGCCAAGAAGAAGAAGAAGGGGUUCGACAUGAGCCGGCUUCUGAAGAAGUACGCGAGCCUGAUGGAGCCGCUGUUCUCCUUCAAGGGGGAGAAGGAGAAGAGCGACCCCCACCGGAGGCCUUACUCCUUCUCCGGCCACUCCAACCGCAAGGAGCAGGACGGGUGGCGGCGGAGGAAAGGGCAGUUCUCAGCUCCGGCCUCCACCCGGACGUCGCCGACCAACAGCGGCCUCCUCUCUGCCACGUCCAUGACGUUCUCUUCCUCCGACAACAGCACGAUGGAAGAGUUGCAGAGCGCGAUCCAGGCGGCCAUAGCACACUGUAAGAACUCCAUUGCUUCCAAGCAGAGAUGAGAAACGUAGAUGCUGAGAUGGGGAAGUAAACGUACAGUGUAAAGAAAUGAUGGCAAAGUAGAAACACGCAUGACGGGCUGUACAUAGAUGGAGGUUUGUCUCUGUGUUAGCCAUUUCUUUCAACAGCCAAUUCAAUCUGCGUUGGAUUACCUUUGUUCUUAUCCAUGUUCCAUCGUGCAUAAAAGAACCAAAAGAAAAUUAUCUCUCUGUUACCCAAUUCAA
This is a messenger RNA of Musa acuminata AAA Group (dessert banana), 1252 nucleotides long. Its product is annotated as BRI1 kinase inhibitor 1-like. Gene Ontology annotation, cellular component: plasma membrane. Bases 191 to 1030 code for a protein of 279 amino acids. NCBI's taxonomy places the organism in Eukaryota, Viridiplantae, Streptophyta, Magnoliopsida, Zingiberales, Musaceae. Gene Ontology annotation, molecular function: kinase inhibitor activity. The transcript has 2 exons. The record is from RefSeq and is a predicted model, not a curated record.